AUGUGCCACAUCAGCCGGUUCGUCCAGUACUGCUCCCUACACGUAUCCACACUCACGCUCACGGCAAUCGCGCUGGACAGACGCCAGGUAGGUUAACAGUCAUGCAUAACAUGGGUGAAUAUCGUGAAUGUCGUGUGUGUGCUUCAUCUAAUUAAAGUGUUGCAAUUUUCUUAGUCUAGUAAAAUAAAAUCUGUAAAGGAAAGCUGUAAGGGAAAGUGGGUGGCAGCGUCAGCUCUCGAAAGCGCGAGGGGGAGCUGUCCACGCGGCAGUGCUGAAAGUGCCUUAGCUCAAGAGGUUUCUCAAAUAGACUCGCUAAUUGUUAGCUGUUUACCAGGCUGACAGUUGAUACAGGCAACUAUUCUGUUGUUUUGUACUCUUAGAAAUACAUUUUUAGGCAUAGGUCUAUUUCAAUGGAAGCGUGACAGUAGAUGUAACAUUAAAUUAUUUGUUAUUGUCAUAGUUUGAGGGACAAGGCAGCUUCCAAGCUAUAGAGACAAGUAUGUUAUUUUCUGGCAUCUGCUGUAGUCUAUCCUUUCAAUAGAAUGAAUAUUUGGUGGCAUUCACAUUGAGUUGUUUUUCAUAGAGUUGUCUUGGAUAUGAGUCUACUAUGUAUUUAUGAGCUACAGAGCUCAAGCGGAGUUUGAGUACGAUUUUUAUCUCAAACCAACAGUGUGGUUUGUAAGGGAGGAGUGUGUAACAGAGAAUAGCCAGCAGGUGUGUGUAAUGGAGUGUGUGUCAUGGCCUGAUAAAACACUGUGUGUGUGUGUGUGUGUGUGCAGGUCAUUCUCCACCCUCUGAGGCCCCGCAUGUCCCCAGCUCGCGGCGUUGUGUGUGGUGAUUCUCAUCUGGGUUCAUGGGCCAGCUUGCUUCUCCUUGCCUCAUGCCAUCUACCAGAAGCUCCUAACCUUCGUGUACAGGUACACGCACAUAAAUACCACACACACACACUUCACCUUUGUGUACAGGUACCCAUCCACCCCACAUGCACACGCAUGCACACACACAAAUCGAUAGAACAAAUACUUCACGCACAGGUACCCACACAUACACACACACACACACACACUAAAUCGAUAGAACAAACACCUCACCUUCGUGCACAGGUACCCCACCACACACAACACACACACACACACACACACACACACACACACACACACACACCUAUAUCGAUCAACCAAACACUUCACGUUGUGUACACAAUGCCCACCAGUAUUAUUUUCUCACACUUCUCUCUUUCCUCCAGCCUCUCUCACUCUCGCUCUCUUGUUUGGGGUUCCAAUAUUCUUGCUGUUUCUCUUGUUGAAUUUUUCACGAGUGUAUUCUUCCCUGUGUUAUACUCAUAGCUGGUUAUGGGCUCUCGCUCAUUCUCUCUCUUCUCCCUCCUUUCAAUCUCCUUCUCACACCCUCUCCCUUCUCUCCCCCUCUCAGUAAAGAGAAGGUGCGCAGCCUUUGUGUCCCCGACUUCCCCCGAGCCCUCUGACGUCUACUGGCAGUGCAUCGACCCUCCUCACCUUCAUCCUCCUCUACGUCCUACCCUCCUCAUCAUCACCCGCUGCCUACUCAACCGUGGCCACGCCGCCGUGGCGACGUAACGCUAUCGGUGGACACCACCCACUGCGCAGUUCGCUGUGCAACGGCGGCAAGCGUCGGCGCACCCUGGCUAUGUUGUUGGCGGUUGUUGGGGUGUUCGCGGUUUGCUGGUUCCCUCUGAACUGCUAUGUGUGCUUCUCUCCAGCCAGGCCAUUCAGUCAUCCAAUGCCUUGUAUUUCUGUUUUCAUUGGCUAGCGAUGAGCUCGACGUGUUACAAUCCCUUCAUCUACUGUUGUCCUGAACCCUGCCUUCCGCCAGGAGCUAAAGCUGCUAUUGGGCAUGUGCUGGAGGAGGGGGCGUGGAGGGGUGGGGCCGGUGCUGGUGGCUCCGCCCUCCUGCGCACCCUGCCCAGAGAGCCGCCUGGCCGGAGAGCCGCACCUGCUCUCGGCCGAGUCACGCCUCUUCACACCCGAGCCACGCCUCUUCUCGGCCAAGCCACUCCUCAUCCUUUCACCAGCCUCCUAA
Molecule: messenger RNA, 2058 nt
Organism: Coregonus sp. 'balchen'
Lineage: Eukaryota; Metazoa; Chordata; Actinopteri; Salmoniformes; Salmonidae
Source: the annotation of a GenBank genome assembly